Meyerozyma guilliermondii ATCC 6260 is the source of this 2193-nucleotide messenger RNA. It is a transcript of the gene RTS1, whose product is annotated as protein phosphatase 2A regulatory subunit. The record is from RefSeq and is a predicted model, not a curated record. The transcript has a single exon. Gene Ontology annotation, cellular component: protein phosphatase type 2A complex. Gene Ontology annotation, molecular function: protein phosphatase regulator activity. Lineage: Eukaryota; Fungi; Ascomycota; Pichiomycetes; Serinales; Debaryomycetaceae. Gene Ontology annotation, biological process: signal transduction. Bases 1 to 2193 code for a protein of 730 amino acids.
AUGAUGAAAGGCUUCAAGAACCGCCUUUCCCGCGGUAAGGGACAAUCUUCCAAGAAAUCAGACAAAAAAGAAUCCAAAGACAAAUUGGAGAAAAAGUCGUCUUCGUCAUCGUUGGCUUCGACUACUUCGUCUCAGAACCAGAAACCAACGUCGGGAACAAAUUCGGCAUCUCCCUCGCCGUCUCGGAACGAUAGCUCCAGUUCCAUCAAGUCGCUAGACUCCGGGUCGGGUCGAAACACUCCCACCAACCAGGGAACGGAUCGCGCUGCCUUGGCAGACCGCACACCAACGCAACUGCCAGGCCAGGAAUCUCCAAAGAUUGUUAUCGACAACCCUAGUACUACAACGCAUAUUAACCCCGUUACACCAACCCCAACGUCUCCAACCACAAAUGUGAAUUAUACGGCAUCUCCUCCUUCCAGCAUGGUUGGCGAAACUCUCAAGCCUGCCCCGGGCCACGCCGUCCAUUCCCAGGCUCACUCUCCUCUACAUGGACUUCAAUUGAAUCCUAACAUUGCAUCUCCAAAUAGGGAAAACUUUGACAUCGAUUUGAUUGUCACCCCCAAGAGACACUCCUCGUCGCGAUUCGAGCCUUCGUCCUCCGACCGUUAUCAAGAGAUAACAAAACUUCCUGGUUUCGAGGAGGUUUUACCUGAAGAACAAAUCAAGUUGUUCAUCCAGAAGAUUGACCAAUGUAACAUCAUGUUUGAUUUCGGAGACCCAACACAUGACAUUAGAGGUAAGGAAAUCAAGCGUAUUACUUUGCAAGAACUCAUUCAGUUUAUACUGAACAAUCGAUUCACAUACACCGAGGAAAUGUAUAAGCAUGUGGUAACAAUGUUCAGAAACAAUCUUUUCCGCCCAAUUCCUCCCCCAGUUAACCCUGUGGGUGAGUUGUUCGAUCCUGAUGAAGACGAGCCCGUAAAUGAACUUGCAUGGCCCCACAUGCAAGCUGUGUACGAAUUCUUUUUACGCUUCAUCGAGUCACCCGACUUUUCUCAUCAGGUUGCCAAACAAUAUAUCGACCAUGAAUUCAUACUGAGAAUUCUUGAGUUAUUCGAUAGCGAAGAUCCUAGAGAAAGAGAUUGCUUAAAAACAACGCUCCAUAGAAUUUAUGGCAAGUUUUUGAGCUUGAGGUCGUACAUCCGCAAGUCGAUAAACAACGUUUUCCUUCAGUUUGUCUAUGAGACUGAACGUUUCAAUGGUAUUGGUGAACUUCUUGAGAUUUUGGGCUCCAUCAUUAACGGAUUUGCAUUGCCUUUAAAAGAGGAACACAAGAUUUUCCUCGUGCGGGUGUUGAUGCCGUUACACAAAGUCAAGUGCCUUUCGUUGUAUCAUCCGCAAUUGGCCUAUUGUAUAGUUCAAUUUUUGGAGAAAGACCCAUCGUUGACCGAGGAUGUGAUCAUGGGACUCUUGCGUUUCUGGCCCAAGAUCAACUCGCCCAAAGAAGUGAUGUUCUUGAACGAAAUUGAAGACAUCUUUGAAGUCAUGGAGCCAAGUGAAUUCCUCAAGAUUCAGAUUCCCUUGUUUGCCCAGCUUCUGAAGUGUAUUGCCUCGCCUCAUUUCCAGGUCAGCGAGAAAGUAUUGUGUUACUGGUCUAACGAGUAUUUUUUGACAUUGAUAACGGAGAACGCCGAGGUUGUGCUUCCUAUUGUAUUUGCAGCUCUCUACGAAUUGACAAAUGCCACCCAACCGGGUAUUGCUACCGGUGCUAUGCAACAGAAAUUGUUGGAGAAUCCCGAUGCAACCACCGAUGCCAAUGGAAAUCUCAUUGAUCGUGGAUUGAUAUUGAGCGAUAUUAGCCACACUUCAAUGGAACGCCAUCAUCAUUUGCUGGACCCAAUGGGAGCAUCCAUGAGAGGGAUCUCGGACGAAGAGUACUAUGAUUCAUUUUCGUCACCAGAUCAAGCUGGUAAUCUUGAGGAUGAGUUUGGAGCUACAGGUCUGCUUCCACACAACUCCGCCACCUCCAACUGGAAUAGGAGUAUCCAUCUGUUGGCAUUUGGAGCGUUGAAGGUGUUUAUGGACCAUAAUCCAAUUCUUUACGACCAUUGCACCAUGUUAUAUCAUCAAUCAUUGGAGGAACAGAAAGCCAGAGAAGCCGCCAGGAAAGAAGGGUGGAAACGCAUCGAGGAGUAUGUGAAGAACCUCAAGCUUCAACAGGAAGUCAGGGAUACCCCAAUGGCGACGUAG